Molecule: messenger RNA, 2008 nt
Organism: Raphanus sativus (radish)
Lineage: Eukaryota; Viridiplantae; Streptophyta; Magnoliopsida; Brassicales; Brassicaceae
Product: glycerol-3-phosphate dehydrogenase [NAD(+)] GPDHC1, cytosolic
Exons: 6
Coding region: 411-1799 (462 amino acids)
Biological process (GO): glycerol-3-phosphate catabolic process; carbohydrate metabolic process
Cellular component (GO): cytosol; glycerol-3-phosphate dehydrogenase (FAD) complex
Molecular function (GO): glycerol-3-phosphate dehydrogenase [NAD(P)+] activity; NAD binding
Source: RefSeq, a predicted model, not a curated record
AUAAUACCCAAGAAAAAAAUCUCGUGCGUUUUAUCUUUUCUUGAUUUGGCAAUUCUCUCAUGAGUUGAUUUGAAUUUGUUUAUGGUUGCCGACACGAGAGGUUUGUUCUUUGAAUUGAGUUGUUUGUUUACGAACUUUCUUCUUCUUCUUUCUUGUUGGGUAGAUGAACAACUCAAAGACGGAGCUAACAAAGUUUUGUAUUGACUUAGAUAACAUUUUUCUUUAUUUUAUUACAUAUCUUUCUCUGCAUUUUCGUCAGGCUAUAACAUUACUAUUUAAAGGUCUUUUCGGUAUCUAUUGAAUUCUUGUCUGUUCUUUUUAUUUCUUUUUUGUUAUAUAUAUAUUGCAGAAGAACGUGCAACACAAGAUAUCUCAGUUUCUGUCUGUUUCUUGCUGUGGAAAUAAAGAAAAUGGUGGGAAGCAUUGAGGCCAAGCCCCUGCUAACAAACGGAUCUGUUCAACAAAACGGUCUUAACUUGGUGGAGAAACUUGAUGACUUCCGUCGUCUUCUUGGGAAAUCAGACAAAGAUCCAUUGAAGAUCGUAAGCAUCGGAGCUGGUGCUUGGGGAAGUGUUUUUGCAGCGCUCCUCCAAGAAAGCUACGGAAGUUUCAGGGACAAGUUUCAGAUACGGAUAUGGAGAAGACCUGGUAAAGCUGUAAGCAGAUCAACAGCAGAACACUUGUUCGAAGUCAUCAACUCUCGAGAAGAUAUCUUGAGGAGACUGAUAAGGCGCUGCGCUUAUCUGAAAUACGUAGAGGCAAGACUCGGUGAUAGGACGCUCUACGCGGAUGAGAUAUUGAAAGACGGGUUUUGUCUUAACAUGGUGGACACGCCGCUUAGCCCUCUCAAGGUUGUGACUAAUCUACAAGAAGCUGUGUGGGAUGCUGAUAUUGUUGUUAAUGGUUUGCCUUCAACGGAGACAAGACAAGUGUUUGAAGAGAUUAGCAAGUACUGGAAAGAGAGGAUCACGGUUCCUAUUAUUAUCUCUCUGUCAAAGGGUAUUGAAACUGCUCUUGCACCAGUUCCACAUAUCAUUACUCCAACAAAGAUGAUCCAUCAAGCUACUGGUGUGCCGAUUGAAAAUGUAUUGUAUCUUGGUGGACCAAACAUAGCUGCUGAGAUAUACAACAAGGAAUAUGCUAAUGCUAGAAUCUGUGGAGCCGAGAAAUGGAGGAAACCACUAGCAAAGUUCAUAAGACAAUCUCAUUUCAUUGUUUGGGACAAUAGUGAUCUUGUUACACAUGAAGUAAUGGGAGGUCUCAAGAAUGUGUACGCCAUUGGAGCUGGAAUGGUGGCAGCGCUUACUAACGAGAGUGCUACAAGCAAAUCAGUGUAUUUUGCUCAUUGCACAUCUGAGAUGAUAUUCAUAACUCAUUUACUAGCAGAAGAGCCUGAGAAACUUGCAGGGCCUUUGCUAGCUGAUACUUAUGUGACCUUGUUGAAAGGGCGUAACGCGUGGUAUGGUCAGAUGCUGGCUAAAGGAGAAAUAAAUAGAGACAUGGGUGAUAGUAUAAGUGGAAAGGGAAUGAUUCAGGGUGUUUCUGCAGUGGGAGCGUUUUAUCAAUUGCUUAGUCAGUCUAGCCUGAGCAUAUUGCAUCCUGAAGAGAAGAAACCUGUGGCUCCGGUUGAGUCAUGUCCUAUUUUGAAGACACUCUACAAGAUACUCAUCACAAGAGAACAAUCAACACAAGCGAUUCUGCAAGCGUUAAGGGAUGAAACAUUGAAUGAUCCUAGAGACCGGAUUGAGAUUGCACAGAGUCAUGCAUUCUACAGGCCUUCCCUUCUAGAUCAGCCUUGAUUCUUGUGUCAUGGCUUCAUAUAAACCAAACUUGUUGGAUCUGAUUAUGAAGAGACAUAUGACAUAAGUUACGUGUGCAGACUAUUCUGUUGCCUGAUCAUGUCUUAAAAUGGAUUUUUGUUCGCUGUUUAAUACUUGUACUGAACCAUUUCCCUCUAUGUUCAAUGAGGCUUUAAUUUAUUACUAAGAAAGUGUCAACUUCAUAAGCA